This is a messenger RNA of Symbiodinium natans, 1182 nucleotides long. The record is from the annotation of a GenBank genome assembly. Lineage: Eukaryota; Dinophyceae; Suessiales; Symbiodiniaceae.
AUGGCAAUCGGAGGUGCAUCGGCUGGGCUUCGUAUUGCUGCAGAUGCCGGUUUUGUGAGGGAAGAGGCGUUCGCUUCAUUCCCUUCACGAGGUGGUUACCCUGUCAGUCAGCCACGUGAAGAUGAACCGAUCCCAGGCUUCGCUGACGAGUUUUCGUUCGCCAGGGUCGAUUCUGGCGAGGCAGCAAGCUGGCAGGUCUUGGAUGUGGACUCCGAGUCGGAUGGAGUGGAUUCACAGACGGUGAAUCCCACGAGUGAGCUUGGCCUUGACUCGUCUUUCGCAGCCCAGGUUGACCAUGGAUCGGCUGAGGUUGCAACGAAUGUGCAUGACAAGGCCAGGUCACGCCGGAAGAGGGAAUUCUUUGAACAUCUUCUGUCUUUUCCAGCAGCUCUGAAUCACCUAACAUUUCGCCAUGAUUUUGCCGCGGCCGUGCUCGGCCCAGGGGCAGGAACGUUGCGGGGUCGCGUCGAGGUGCUCCGUGCUGGAGUGCUGAAGAGGCCACGCUAUGGUCUCUAUGUUCGCCUAGCUCAGGAAGGAGGGGUUUCAGACGAGGUGAUGUUGAUGGCAGCUGAACGACAGCAGCAGCGGACCUUCGGGCCCUACUAUGUCAUCUCUGCAAAUGCUUUGGACUUCGAUCGCGAGUCCCCUUGCUUCCUGGGUCGGCUCACAGGAAAUGCUAUGUGCACCCAGUACCUGCUUCAUGGGCAGCGAGCAUCCGGCGCGUUGCGAGAGGAGCUCUGCGCCGUGCGGUUUCGGAAGCCCAGCGAUGCGCCACGCAGCAUGCACGUGGUGCUGCCGAGCAGCUCUUCCGCCGCCUCGUUUUCCGCGCGCAACGGCCAGGAGGGCAUGUUGCUCAAUGCUGCUGCGGGCAGUGCCAGUCGCGAAAACGGGCUCAACUAUCUGGUGAGUCCAUCGUCCACUUGGGACGCAACGCGAAAGGUUUAUCGCAUGAACUUCCAUGGGCGUGUCCACUGUUCGUCUUCCAAGAACUUCCAGCUGGUGCAGGCGGACAGCAGCUUCAAACCGGAGCAGCCGGAUGCUCUGGCCAUGCAGUUCGGCCGCAUCGACGGAGCCAGCUUUGCACUGGACGCAGCCUUUCCGUUGAGCCCUUUGCAGGCCUUCUCGAUUGCCCUCUCUGUCUUCGACAACCGGCUCUAUGAAGCCCUGCGGAUCUACUACUGA